Molecule: messenger RNA, 1660 nt
Organism: Coregonus sp. 'balchen'
Lineage: Eukaryota; Metazoa; Chordata; Actinopteri; Salmoniformes; Salmonidae
Source: the annotation of a GenBank genome assembly
AUGGAGAAGGACAUCCAGGACCACAAGUUUAUCGAGGCAGGCCAGUACAACAACCACCUGUACGGGACCAGCGUGCAGUCGGUGCGUGAGGUGGCAGAGAAGGUACGUGGACCAAAUAGAAGGCCAUCCUUAGCGGAACUUCUUCACUGUGUGCAGUCCCACCAUGGCGGGCAAAGCUGGUUUCUGGUUGUAUUGACGUACUUUCAACCAAGGCUGGUUUAUUCCCACCCUGGAUGUAACUGGCUUGAGUGUGUUCAGCCUUAAAAGCAACAGUCUGUAAGAUGCCCUGUAAUUUCCAGUAGAUAAAUAUACCCUUAGAUUUUUAGGAAUAUGCAUAGACAUACAUGUACCCUAGGUGGCUAAAAGGGGUCGCCAUUGUUUAACUUUAGGUUCUCUCACUAAGCAGAGGUGCUCAUUCAGGGCUCUGUGAAAUCCUGCUCCAGUUAAUAGGAGUUAUGCCUUAUGUUGUCACCCAAAGUCAGAUCUGUUUAUUUUCCAAGCUACAGCACAUCAUAUUUGUAUUCUUUUGACAGUACAGCGGGAAAUGUAGAGGGAGACAGAUAGUAGGGGCAUAGACAGAAGUUGGCCAAGACGGGGCUCAAACCGCUAUCGCCAGGGUGCAUAUGUGGUCCUGAGUCGGGAGCUUAGGCCACUACACCUGACUCCGGCACAGCAAACAAUAUUUUACAUAAAGCAUAUCAUAGAGUUCAGUCUGGUUUGUGUUUCUGUAUCGUGACAACACUACACCCACCAGAUUUCUCUGUUCCCUCCCUAAGGGCAAACACUGCAUCCUGGAUGUGUCGGGCAACGCCAUCAAGAGGCUGCAGCUGGCCCAGCUCCAUCCCAUCGCCGUUUUCAUCAAACCCAAGUCCGUGGAGAACAUCAUGUGAGUGGGAGCUGAUUCUCUGUCAGCUUUAGAUGCUCAUCCACCUGGUACAACUGUCAGCUUAGUUUAGAAGACUUGAUGGUCGCUAUUAGCUCCGUCGGUUUGGCGCUUAACUGGCGCAAAAGCCUGUAUCAUGCACUCUGCAAUUAACAUUUUUAAAAUAAGAAGUUUAGGUCGGUUAUCGGUGUGUCUUUCUACAUUUGUUUUGGAUAGCUAGUUGUUCUUGCCGGAAUUAGUACCUGAAUCUAGACGCACUGUUGUGUACAGGGUUUUCAUUGUGCUGUUCUCUCCCUUUCUAUCAGGGAGAUGAAUAAGAGGCUGACGGAGGAGCAGGGCAGGAAGACCUUUGACAGAGCCGCCAAGCUGGAGCAGGAGUUCACCGAGCAUUUUACAGGUGACAAACUAACCCAUUUCUCUGUGACCUUGGCAUGACAUGGGACGGUUAGUUUAACAUUUAAUUGUUUAGUUUAUUUGUAUGUGUGUAGCACCCUUUUUUUAACACAGGGAAAUCUUUAAGGGGCUUCACAGGCAAAGAAAUUACGAUGAAAGCAACAGAGUACACACAGCAUUACAAGUAGAUGCAUAGUAGAUGCGUAUAAAGGCUAUUGGAUGAGAAGCCACGAGCUAAGCUUAACCAGUCACUAAGCCUUUUUUGUCUCUGUUUCAGCCAUCGUUCAAGGAGACACCUUGGAGGAGAUCUACGAGCAAGUCAAGCAGAUCAUAGAGGAACAGUCUGGCCCGUUCAUAUGGGUGCUAUCCAAGGAGAAAUUAUGA